Achroia grisella is the source of this 1200-nucleotide messenger RNA. RefSeq names its product GTP-binding protein REM 1. The record is from RefSeq and is a predicted model, not a curated record. Gene Ontology annotation, cellular component: plasma membrane. Gene Ontology annotation, molecular function: GTPase activity; GTP binding; calcium channel regulator activity. The coding region runs from base 1 to 1200 and encodes 399 amino acids. Lineage: Eukaryota; Metazoa; Arthropoda; Insecta; Lepidoptera; Pyralidae. The transcript is spliced from 5 exons.
AUGGCUACGGACGGACGUACGAAGCGUUCGCAGUCGAUAUGCGCGCCCGCCUCCGCGAGUAUGGAAGCCCUCGUGGCUCCAAUGGAGACCACGCCGGCGCCCCGCAGACGACCGGCGGCUAGGUCCCAGUCAGCGAGGAUCACUGGUGGGCGCUCUGUACGGCACAGACGCCAGCAGCAGCAGCAGCAGCAGCUCGACAGGGAGACCAGAGCUCGGUACAGCUCGGAGCCUCGGCUGGCGGAAACGGAGACGCCGCCUCAAGUCAGGCGCCAGGCGUCUGCUAGGCGCCGACCACCUCCAGGACAACACAAUCAGCCGCGACGCUCGAAUGCGUUCCUCGACGUACCCAGAGGAACUCAUCAACAGCCAGAGGAAGAACCAGAUGAAGAUUCGUACCGGCUACGCACCUUCAACAUCACGCAGAAAGGAGGAAUAGUGAAUCGUGGAGACUCGUUCCGUCGACGAAGAUCCCGCUCAGGCAGCCUAGCACCAUCGUCACCAGCACAAGCUGCCCCGGAACCGUUGGAGCGCCGGCCCGUGGCCUGCCAUCGUGUUGCGAUGGUGGGAGCUCCAGGCGUCGGGAAGACCGCCCUCAUCAGUCAGUUCCAGACCAGUGAAUGCAUUAAUGCUUACGACAGACAAAGAGACAUCGACAGUUCGGAACAAAAGGUGUCCAUCAUGCUGAACGGUGAAGAGUCAGAAUUAUACUUCGUUAACUGCACCACAACAAAGGAGGAAAUUGAAAGGUCAGAGCCACCAGAUGCCUUUGUCGUCAUCUACUCUGUAGUGGACAAGGCUUCGUUCCAAAAGGCUGAGCAGGAACUGGCCAGGUUACUUGACUGCGACAUGCUGCGAGCGAGACCGGCGUUGUUGGUGGCCAACAAAAUCGACCUGGCAAGAAGCAGGGCUGUAUCAACACAAGAUGGAAAAUGCCUGGCGUGCACAUACAAGGCGAAAUUCAUCGAAGUGUCUGUGGGAAUCAACCACAACGUAGAUGAACUACUGGUCGGAAUAUUGAAUCAGAUCAGGCUAAAACAGCAACAGUACUCCGCGGAGGGGGGGCGCGAGUCUUCACCAGCCCACUGGUACAAGUCCCGCGGGGUGGUCCGAGCUAGUAUGAAGGCUCGACAGAUGCUUACCUGGAUCUUCGGCAAGGAAGAUUCAAAAUUCAAAAACUGUGAGAACUUACACGUUCUGUGA